Messenger RNA from Indicator indicator, 2305 nucleotides. RefSeq names its product F-box protein 25 (gene FBXO25). The transcript is spliced from 11 exons. Gene Ontology annotation, molecular function: protein binding. The record is from RefSeq and is a predicted model, not a curated record. The coding region runs from base 129 to 1235 and encodes 368 amino acids. Gene Ontology annotation, cellular component: SCF ubiquitin ligase complex; cytoplasm; nucleus. NCBI's taxonomy places the organism in Eukaryota, Metazoa, Chordata, Aves, Piciformes, Indicatoridae. Gene Ontology annotation, biological process: protein ubiquitination.
CGCGGCACGGGCCGGGUCCGUCUCUGGCGCUGGUUGAGGUAAAAGAGAAAAUGGAAAUAAUGACAAGAAGUUUUGCAGCCUUUCUUAAUUAAAUACACAACAAUCUUCUUGCUGCUUAUAGAGAAACCAUGCCAUUUUUGGGCCAAGACUGGAGAUCCCCUGGAUGGAGAUGGGUUAAAACAGAAGAUGGAUGGAAACGAUGUGAACCUUUCAGUCCUGCACUUGAGAAUAAUCAACUGAAUGAUAUCAGUCACACUGUCAUCAUAACUGGUGAUGGUGAAGAUGAAGAAAUAUAUGGUACUGAAGAUUGUGAGUUUGCAGCCAAGAAAAGGAAAAAAGAUCAUUUUAGGAAUAACACAGAUUCACAAUGUUUUUAUCGUGAAAAGUGGAUUUAUGUUCAUAAAGAAAGCACCAAGGAAAGACAUGGCUAUUGCACUUUGGGAGAAGCUUUUAACCGCUUAGACUUUUCAAGUGCAAUUCAGGACAUCAGGAGGUUCAAUUAUGUGGUCAAACUUUUGCAGUUAAUUGCAAAAUCCCAGUUAACCUCACUGAGCGGUGCAGCACAGAAGAACUACUUCAACAUCUUGGACAAAAUUGUGCGGAAGGUCAUGGAAGACCAGUAUAAUCCACGACUAAUCAAAGAUCUUCUACAGGAUCUGAGUUCUACUCUCUGUAUACUGAUUAGGGGAGUAGGAAAAUCUGUGUUGGUAGGGAACAUCAAUAUUUGGAUUUGCCGAUUAGAAACUAUCCUUCUGUGGCAACAACAACUAAAAAACCUUCAGAUGAACAAGCAAGUCAACAAUGGGCUUACACUUAGCGAUCUCCCUCUGCAUAUGCUGAAUAACAUCUUGUACAGGUUCUCUGAUGGCUGGGACAUUAUUACUCUGGGUCAAGUGACCCCAACUUUGUACAUGCUCAGUGAAGACAGACAGUUGUGGAAAAAACUCUGCCAGUACCAUUUUGCGGAAAAGCAGUUUUGUAGGCAUUUGAUCCUGUCAGAGAAAGGUCACAUUGACUGGAAGCUGAUGUACUUUGCACUUCAGAAAUACUACCCAAUAAAGGAGCAGUAUGGGGACACGUUGCAUUUCUGCCGACACUGCAGUAUUCUCUUUUGGAAGGACUACCACCUUGCUUUGUUACUCAAGGAUACAGGACACCCUUGCACAGCAAGUGAUCCAAAUACCUGCCUCAUGCCAGUGUCUCCUCAGCAUUUCAUUGAUCUCUUCAAAUUUUGAGAUGUCCAGUCGCUGUUCUCCUGUGUUUGUGGCCAUUUUUGUGAAGAGUCAGGCAGGAUAGAUUGUGCUUUUUGUGCAAUAUAUUUAAGCGUAAUGUUUUGUUGUAGUUAAAAAGGUAUGGAGGAUAUUACCAGACAGGUUUAUUUGGUGUCUUGUUUUUGUGCAGCAAAGAGCUGAGGAGAAGGAGAUACAUUAAGAACGUUUCUUUGUCUGGAAAUCUGCAGUGGACUUCUUUUCAAGUCCAAGACAGACCAUUUUAAUCUCAAUUUAAUCUGUUCUUUUAAUGCCUUAAUAGUUGGUUAAAAUUAUGUGGGGGAGUUGUGAAAAUUUCAUGGAAGAGUGAAACUACUCUUACAGGGACCAAAGGAGGGUUUUCAAGCCACUCCUUCCAAAAUGCCUCCAUAUAAUUUGCACUAUUAUAAAGAGCAGGCCAAUGUUCUCUGGGACUCAGUCCAUCAGGUACCAAGGUGGCAUUAAUCAUUGUGAGCUAGUGAAUAACGUAGAGCUGUGGUUCUAUCUGUUGGGGAACCUACAAAUGAAGGAAAUCAACCAUUCUUUGUACAUACAUUAUGCAAAAAUAUUUAUUUUUCUUAAGGACUUUAUUACACAUACAGCCUAUCUCAGCACAUAGGAGAGAACUCCAUCUGGGGCUACUGGAAAGUGACUUUUUUGGUGGUAGCUGCAGCCUUCAUUUGUACUGUUUGGUAUGGCUACAAAUGCAACUGCAUGAGUUCAUCUUCUAAGAAAAAGACAGGAUGAAAGUCUAAUGAGGAUGGAGUUUCUUCUUUCUAGACUAGUACAGUGGCAGGACACUAUACCACCAACUGAGGUUCUAACCUGACAAGUUUUUACAGGCUAUAGGAAACACUGAAAGUCAGUCUGACUUGAGGAACUUCUGUCAAUUUCAUCAGAUGAUGAAUUCUCCAGGAAGCUAUUUUCUUCUAUCCUACAGAACAAUAUUAAUUGCUUUGCUUAUUUUGGCAGGUAAAGGAGAAAUGAGGGAAGUUUUGGGUAUGUCAGUGCAAUUUAACAAAUACGUAAUGUACAGAUAAAAUAAAUCUUGUAUUAUA